Closterium sp. Naga37s-1 is the source of this 1020-nucleotide messenger RNA. Lineage: Eukaryota; Viridiplantae; Streptophyta; Zygnematophyceae; Desmidiales; Closteriaceae. The record is from the annotation of a GenBank genome assembly.
AUGAUGGACAGCUGGAUGGAUAAAGCAUGGCUGGUGGAUGCUUGGAGCAGGCAAGGGAUUACCCCUUUUAUCCUCGCCAGAAAUGAAACAGACAGCGCUGUCAGCGCUAUCGGCCUUGGGGGUGUCGGGGACUUUGAGAAGGACGCGUAUGAAGGCCUGGCAGCAUCGUACGCGUUUGUGGGAAUCGUUGCCUUGGUGCAACUGGCGCGGAUUCAACUUAGGGUGCCUGAGUACGGCUGGACGACACAGAAGGUGUUUCAUCUCCUCAACUUCGUUCUCUGCGCGGCCAGGUGUGCAGUUUUCCUCUUCUGGGAGCAAGUGCAAGGCAUCAAUGAUUACGUGUUAAAAGUGGCCAUAUUGGACGUACCCAGUCUCUUCUUCUUCACCACCUACACUCUUCUGAUCCUAUUCUGGGCGGAGAUUUACCACCAGGCCCGGGGCGUACAAUCACAGGAUCUUCGCCGUACAUUCUGCAUUUUGAACGCUGCAAUCUAUAUCCUACAGGGUGCUGCGUGGAUCUACAUGGAAUUCGUGCCACAGCAUGCAGACCCACUCGUUCUCCUCACCAAGCUCUUCCGAGCAGGCGUGGCAUUCACUGCGGCAUUUGGCUUCAUGCUUUAUGGUGGACGGCUGUUUGUCAUGCUCAACACGUUCCCGGUGGAGUCGAGAGGAAGGAGAAACAAGCUGAUGGAGCUUGCUGCCACGUAUUCACAACAGCAUGGUCACGAAAUGUUGAUCCGUGGGAGUGCUCCUCGGAUGCUGCACAUCUACAUGCACAUCUACAUGCACAUCUACAUGCACAUCUACAUGCACAUCUACGUGCACAUCUACAUGCACAUCUACAUGCACAUCUACAUGCUCUUGUUGCCCUGUCCAUCCUUCCCGCCUCGCUCCGCCUGUUGUCCCAUCCCAGCUUUUGAGGCGCCUAAAGAAUCAGAUGCGUCUCAAUACCUUGCCCUCUCGCUCCUCCCCUUGUCCCAGGUGGGCCUUGUCACGGCCAUUGGUUUCAUGAGCUUUUGA